CUCUAAGAUGCUCGCAAUGUUACACGACAAUACAGUCCAUUUCCACAGUUCACACGCUCACCGUCUGCGCCCCUCGCCCUCUCUUUUUUUCAUUCCUUCAAAGUGCCCUCAUACAGACCUCUUCCACUCCACUUCCACCUCCUUAACCAUUACGACAAUGACAGAUCUCAAAACUCGCUUCGCCAGGGUGUGGCCCCGUCUCGUCGUCGGUCUCUGGGCCAGCCACGACCUUCUCACAGACCUUGGUAUUCUGUAUAUAGGUCUACGAGCUGACAGCCUUCUCAAGAAUGGAUAUUUCCGUGGCUAUCUGUCCAAUUCACCCGAAGAAGAAGAACGCAUCGUCAAGGCCACCCUCAUCUUCGUGGGGGGCCUCUUUUCAGUCAUUGACGUCGUUGCUCUCUAUGCAGCCGUCCGUAAAUCAAUUACUGCCACGAAAAUCUCCUUGGCUGUCUGGUGUUUCCGCAUGGCUGCUUCCUUCCUGACCCUGCUGUUCAUGAGCUUCGUCCUGUUCUUAAGCGACGAGACCCGAGAUCACAUGCCCCGCCCGGGAGUUCAAGCUGUUUGCCUCUGGGUAAUGCGUCUGUUUUCGCAACUCCUCUAUGGAUGGUCGCUGGUGGUAAUCUUGAGGGACCUGAGAGGUCAGGGCAGGAACAUAUGGGGCCGUUUGGUCGGACCGCAUGAGCAGCCUGUGUAUGAGGAAGCACAUAUCCGCCUCCCAGUGGAGUAGGGCGGCCAUGUAUUGACCAACUACCAUGUCAAUCUAGCAAGGAUACAAGCGCCCCUUCAUUCCUGGACAUUGAUGACAAUAAAUAAUCGGAUUAUCUA
This is a messenger RNA of Gamsiella multidivaricata, 825 nucleotides long. RefSeq lists its product as uncharacterized. Lineage: Eukaryota; Fungi; Mortierellomycota; Mortierellomycetes; Mortierellales; Mortierellaceae. The coding region runs from base 8 to 727 and encodes 239 amino acids. The record is from RefSeq and is a predicted model, not a curated record. The transcript is spliced from 2 exons.